CAGUAAUGGAAUUGAUGGCUUGAUGCUUUCAUGCUUCUGCGGGCAACAGAACAAACAUCGUCGGAGGAAUGAAUAGAAGCUGAGUAAAGGCUGAACCGUGGGUCUAGGCUUCCAGAUUCAGACUGCAGCGGCCGUUAUUCGAGCGGAUUAGUGUUGUUGGGUUCUGAAGUCAGACAGCCUUGAAGUAUAAUAUAUUAAUCUCCGGAAGAGUUUUCACAGUUUCAGAAAGGCAAGGAAUUAGCAGAAGAAAGAGACACAAACGUAAGACGAUGCUAUGAGCCUCAGACAGCGCCCAGCUGCGGCCGCCGCUCGCGGUGGUGGUCCGGACCCUGGCUCCGGCUACGGUUCCACCCCGCCACAAGCCAACGACUAUGAAGAACCUUUCAACAUCAUCCCCGUCCACAACCUCCUUGCUGAUCACCCCUCUCUCCGCUACCCCGAAGUCCGCGCCGCCGCUGCCGCACUGCGUGCCGUCGGCGACCUCCGUAAACCCCCAUACGUCCAAUGGCGCGACGGCAUGGACCUCCUCGAUUGGCUUGGAAUCUUCUUCGGCUUCCAGCGCGACAACGUCCGCAACCAGAGAGAGCACAUUGUGCUUCACCUAGCCAACGCCCAGAUGCGCCUUCAACCCCCUCCCGAUAACAUCGACUCCCUCGACCACGCCGUCCUCCGUCGCUUCCGUCGCAAGCUCCUCAGGAAUUACACGCGUUGGUGCUCUUACCUCGGCUGCAAAUCUAAUAUAUGGAUCUCUGAACGCCGUGAAUCCCCUUUCGAUCAACGACGUGAGCUCCUCUACACAUCCCUUUACGUCCUUAUCUGGGGUGAAGCCGCCAAUCUUCGCUUUGUCCCCGAAUGCAUUUGCUAUAUUUUCCACCACAUGGCUGGGGAGCUUAAUAAGAUUCUCGAAGACUACAUCGACGAGAACACGGGCCGAGCUGUGCUGCCUUCGAUUUCUGGUGAGAACGCAUUCUUGAACCGUGUUGUUACUCCUCUUUACCACACACUUAAGGCUGAGGUUGAUAGCAGCCGUAACGGCACUGCCCCUCAUUCCGCUUGGAGAAAUUACGAUGAUAUCAAUGAGUACUUCUGGAGCCGGCGCUGCUUUCAGAAACUCAAGUGGCCUAUUGAUGAAGGCAGCAACUUCUUUGUAGUUAAGGGUAAAAGCAAGGGGGUGGGCAAGACAGGUUUUGUAGAGCAGAGAUCAUUCUGGAAUAUUUUUCGAAGCUUUGAUCGACUGUGGAUCAUGCACAUAUUGUUCCUUCAGGCUGCCAUUAUUGUCGCAUGGGAGGGGAAGGAAUACCCCUGGACUGCGUUGGAGAGCCGUGAUGUUCAGGUUCGGGUGCUUACUGUCUUCAUCACUUGGGCGGGCCUACGUUUCCUUCAGUCGCUGCUUGAUGCUUGUACCCAGUACAGUCUGGUAUCAAGAGAGACGUUGUGGCUUGGGGUGAGGAUGGUUCUAAAGAGCAUUGUUGCCACGGUAUGGGCUGUUGUAUUUGGUAUUCUCUAUGGAAGGAUUUGGUCGCAGAGGAAUUCUGAUCAUAGGUGGUCUGCCGAGGCAAACCGCAGGAUGGUGACUUUCCUUGAGGCUUCAUUUGUUUUUAUAAUCCCAGAGUUGCUGUCAUUGGCUCUUUUUAUUCUCCCAUGGGUUCGGAAUUUCCUUGAGGGCACAAAUUGGAGGAUCUUCUAUAUCUUGACUUGGUGGUUUCAGAGCAAGGCCUUUGUAGGUCGUGGCCUUAGGGAAGGUCUAGUGGACAACAUAAAGUAUUCCAUGUUCUGGGUUGUAGUUCUUGCUUCGAAGUUUACUUUCAGUUACUUUCUCCAGAUCAAGCCCAUGGUUGCUCCGACUAAGGCUGUUUUGAAUCUCAGGAAUGUGCAUUACACCUGGCAUAAAUUUUUUGAUGAUACAAACAGGCUUGCAGUGGGGUUGUUGUGGCUUCCAGUGGUUUUGAUUUACCUCAUGGAUUUGCAGAUCUGGUAUUCAAUCUUUUCCUCCUUUGUUGGUGUAAUGGUUGGAUUGUUCUCACACCUGGGUGAGAUUCGGAAUAUCCAGCAGCUGAGGCUGAGGUUCCAGUUCUUUGCUGGUGCAAUGCAAUUUAAUCUCAUGCCACAGGAGCAGCUGCUGAAUGCACGAGGGACGCUAAAGAGCAAGUUGAUUGAUGCCAUUCAUCGAUUGAAGUUGCGCUAUGGGCUGGGCCGGCCCUACAAGAAGAUUGAAUCAAACCAGGUUGAGGGGUACAGAUUUGCCUUGUUAUGGAAUGAAAUAAUUGAAACUUUCAGAGAAGAAGACAUUAUAAGUGACCAGGAGUUGGAGCUCUUGGAACUGACACCAAACACUUGGAAUAUUAGGGUCAUACGCUGGCCAUGUUUGCUCCUGUGCAAUGAGCUGCUUCUUGCUCUCAGCCAGGCAAAAGAGUUGGUGGAUGCACCCGAUAAAUGGGUUUGGUACAAAAUUUGCAAGAACGAGUACAGGAGAUGUGCAGUAGUGGAAGCUUAUGAUAGCACCAAAUACUUGCUCCUAGACAUUGUCAAGGAUAACACUGAAGAGCAUUCCAUUCUUAGAAGCAUUUUCCUUGAGAUUGAUCAGGCACUUCAGUUGGAGAAGUUCACAAAGACCUACAAGACAACUGUAUUGCCACAGAUACAUACUAAAUUGAUAUCUCUUCUGGAUCUCCUAGCCAAGCCUAAGAAAGAUGUAGCCCAAAUAGUGAAUGUAUUGCAGGCCCUCUAUGAGAUAUAUAUUAAAGAUUUCCCAAAGGAGAAGAGGACCAUAGACCUGCUGAGACAGGAUGGUUUGAUGCCUGAGAGGCACACAGGGUUGCUUUUUGAGAAUGCUGUUGAGUUGCCUGAAGAUGCCUCUUUCUAUCGGCAGGUGCGACGUUUGAAGACUAUUCUUACAUCUAGGGACUCGAUGCAUAACAUCCCAAAGAAUCUUGAGGCGAGACGACGCAUAGCCUUUUUUAGCAAUUCCCUGUUUAUGAACAUGCCCCAUGCUCCUCAAGUUGAGAAAAUGAUGGCAUUCAGUGUUCUAACUCCUUAUUACAAUGAGGAAGUCCUAUACAGCAAAGAACAACUAAGGACUGAGAAUGAAGAUGGAAUUUCUACUCUGUUUUAUUUGCAGAAGAUUUAUGAUGAUGAAUGGGCUAACUUCAUAGAACGAAUGCACAGAGAGGGGGUGAAGGAUGAGAAAGAGAUUUGGACAGAUAGGUUGAGAGACCUCCGUCUUUGGGCAUCAUACAGAGGUCAAACGCUAUCUCGCACUGUAAGGGGAAUGAUGUAUUACUACAAGGCUCUCAAGAUGCUGGCAUUUCUUGAUUCUGCAUCUGAGAUGGACAUUCGGGAAGGAUCGCAAGAACUUUCUUCUGUUGGUCCAAUGAAACGAGAUGGCAAUGUGGAUGAUCUGGGCUCAGCUCCAUCCUCACGAAAUUUGAGCCGUGCAAGUAGUGGUGAAAAUCUGUUAUUCAAAGGUCAUGAAUAUGGGACUGCAUUGAUGAAAUACACAUAUGUAGUUGCCUGCCAAAUUUAUGGGACUCAAAAGGCAAAGAAAGAUCCACGUGCUGAGGAGAUUCUGUAUUUGAUGAAGAACAAUGAAGCCCUUCGAGUUGCCUAUGUUGACGAGGUUCAGACAGGGAGGGAUGAAAAGGAUUAUUAUUCAGUUCUUGUGAAAUAUGACCAGGAUUUACAAAAGGAGGUGGAAAUAUACCGGAUCAUGUUGCCUGGUCCCUUGAAGCUUGGAGAGGGUAAACCAGAGAAUCAAAACCAUGCUAUUAUAUUCACUCGUGGUGAUGCAGUUCAAACAAUUGACAUGAACCAAGACAACUAUUUUGAGGAGGCCCUCAAGAUGCGGAAUCUAUUGGAGGAAUACAGAAGCUACUAUGGUCUUCGGAAGCCAACUCUCUUGGGAGUCCGUGAACACAUCUUCACUGGUUCUGUCUCCUCACUUGCUUGGUUCAUGUCUGCUCAAGAGACAAGCUUUGUUACAUUGGGACAGCGUGUUCUGGCAAACCCUCUCAAGGUCCGAAUGCACUAUGGCCACCCUGAUGUGUUUGAUAGAUUCUGGUUCUUGACUCGGGGUGGCAUCAGUAAGGCCUCCAGAGUGAUAAACAUCAGUGAAGACAUAUUUGCAGGCUUCAAUUGCACACUACGGGGUGGUAAUGUUACACACCAUGAAUACAUCCAGGUAGGUAAGGGAAGGGAUGUUGGGUUGAAUCAAGUAUCAAUGUUUGAGGCCAAGGUUGCUAGUGGCAAUGGUGAACAGGUUUUGAGCAGGGAUGUGUACCGGUUGGGUCAUAGACUGGACUUCUUCCGAAUGCUCUCAUUCUUCUAUACUACUGUGGGCUUCUAUUUUAAUACAAUGAUGGUGGUCCUGACUGUUUUUGCAUUUGUUUGGGGCCGCCUUUAUCUGGCUCUCAGUGGAAUAGAGAAGUCCAUGAUUCAAAGUUCAAAUAACAAUAAAGCACUUGGUACAAUCCUGAAUCAGCAAUUCAUUAUCCAGGUAGGUCUUUUUACUGCUCUCCCCAUGAUUGUGGAAAAUUCUCUUGAACAUGGGUUCCUUAAUGCAAUCUGGGAUUUCUUGACAAUGCAACUCCAGCUUGCAUCUGUAUUUUACACAUUCUCAAUGGGGACCCGUACACAUUUCUUUGGCCGGACAAUUCUUCACGGUGGUGCAAAAUAUCGGGCCACUGGGCGUGGUUUUGUUGUGCAGCACAAGAGCUUUUCUGAGAACUAUCGACUUUAUGCCCGUAGCCAUUUUGUCAAGGCAAUUGAACUUGGAGUGGUUCUGACAAUUUAUGCCUCAUACAGCUCUCUUGCCAAGGACACUUUUGUUUACAUAGCCAUGACAAUAUCAAGUUGGUUUUUGGUAGUAUCAUGGAUCAUGGCUCCCUUUGUGUUUAAUCCUUCUGGAUUUGAUUGGUUAAAGACUGUAUACGACUUUGAUGACUUUAUGAAUUGGAUAUGGUAUCGUAGUGGGGUAGGCACUAAAGCUGAUCAGAGCUGGGAAACAUGGUGGUAUGAAGAGCAGGAUCAUUUAAGAACCACAGGUCUUUGGGGGAAACUAUUAGAAAUAAUCUUAGAUCUUCGCUUUUUCUUUUUUCAGUAUGGGGUUGUAUACAAUCUAGGCAUUGCCAAUGGGCAUACAGGGAUUGGUGUUUACUUGUUUUCAUGGAUUGGUAUAGUUGUGCUCAUUGGAAUUUACGUGAUAAUUGCAUAUGCUCGAGACAGAUAUGCAGCAAAAGAACAUAUCUAUUAUCGGCUGGUUCAGCUCCUCGUUACUGUGGCUACAGUACUUGUCAUCAUUCUCUUGCUGAAAUUCACCCAUUUCAAGUUCAUUGAUAUUCUCACAAGCUUGUUGGGAUUUAUCCCUACAGGUUGGGGACUAAUAUCCAUAGCCCAGGUUUUCAGGCCCUUUCUAAAGUCUACUGUAGUGUGGGAGAUUGUGGUGUCUAUUGCUCGUAUGUACGACAUACUUUUUGGAGUAAUUGUUAUGGCCCCUGUGGCUUUUCUUUCAUGGAUGCCUGGAUUCCAGUCUAUGCAGACAAGAAUCCUCUUCAAUGAAGCAUUCAGUAGGGGACUUCAGAUAUCUCGUAUUCUAACAGGCAAAAAAUCCAAUGAGAAAUUGUGAUUUGAGGUUUGGAGAUAGAACAUGGUGUAGAAGGUCUUUUAAAGUUAAGAAAGGUUGGAGAUUAUUUCCAUCUAUUGAAGUUCUUAAGCGUGGAUAGUAGUACUGUGGCUGCUGCCAUAUUCUUCCCAUCCAGUGCCAUUGGAGGGCAGACUUGAGCAUUUCUUGAUCUUUGGCUGCAUCUUCCCUUUAAUGCUGUAAUUAAUGAAUUCACUAAUCCGUUCGUGUGAGAUUCUUUAUCUGAGCAGAUUGUAAUUAAUUUCACUAGAGGCCUUUUUGUUUGCUCUGGUCGACAUCUUUGUGGUUUUUUGAGGUUCGGCUUAUGUCAAAUUUCUCCUGCUGAGUGCCAGCUUAGUGUGGCAGUUAUGGGAAGCACUUUAUUAUUUCUCUCUUCCUCAGUUCACUCCAUCUGUCUUCCAGCUGCUGUAAGACUACCAGCCUACCACUUGCCUGUACGUUUACAGGUGGAAAUAUGGAACAUUGCUCCCUAUUCCUCUUCACUCAUUGCAAAAAAAGAAAACACAGAUGAUCUCUCAAUCUGUAAGUGACUAUUUUUCCUUUGCCCUGCAUAUCUGAAAAUUGUAUUGACAGUUCUUUAGGUUGACAGGAGUUUCAUUGCGAGAAAAUAUUUUUGUAUGGAGUGGAUUUGGAUGGCUGCAAUCUCAUGUACACUUUGUCAUCCUACCGUAUUCAUUAAUGAAAUUACUGGCUUCUGAGUUCUGAAUCUUCUGAUUUACACU
This is a messenger RNA of Nelumbo nucifera (sacred lotus), 6357 nucleotides long. Lineage: Eukaryota; Viridiplantae; Streptophyta; Magnoliopsida; Proteales; Nelumbonaceae. The record is from RefSeq and is a predicted model, not a curated record.